AUGAUGGCACCCACCACUCCUACCAAGCCUGCCAGCUCUAAGGAGCCCACUACUUUGUUGUGGGCAUACGAGCUCCAACGAGAGAACAAGAUCCUGGCCCAGCACUUGGAUAAUGCCAACGAGCAACUUGAGGCAGGCCACGACCUCUCGCGGGUGCUGCACGAGCAUAUCCUCACUCUAUCCAACAUCAUCGACUCGAUCGACAGUACUCUGGAUAAUGGAUCCCAGAGCGGUUCAACUGAACAGAAGAAGUCGCCCGGUCAUCUGAAGCGAUCUUACAGCCCUUUCCACGGGUAUACCCAGGCUCUGGAACGCGAGAACAGCGACAUCAGCGCAUGCAUCGCCCAUUUGGAAAGCCUGCAUGAUUCUCAUCAGCCCUUGCCGGGGCCGGCCAUGAUCACUCCUCCUUCCUCGGCUGGCUCCAAGAACAAUUCGUCUGGUCAUAAGAGCAAGCGUGUCAGAAACUCCAAACUACCUCGGCCUUCAGGCAAUAAGACUACUCUCACCCAGACCCCUCGUGUUGCCGCACCACCUACACCCACUCCCAAGAGAGCCAAAACCAUUGACCAGUCCCUCAACACCGACACAGCCCAACCUCAGUCCCCUGGCACCGCAAAGAUCCUGGAACACACUUUAUUGGGGGUUCUGAAACAAAACGGCCGCACUUUGCAAGAGUACUUCGAAGCGGCUAUUUCUGUCCGGGACAGAAGUCUUCGUUCCAAGCAAGGAUCUGACACCGCCUUGAUCAAGGUCUUUAUUGCUGGCUGUGAGAAACGCGUCCACCGACUGCGGCUUAAGCAUUCCCUUCGCAAGGACGGUUGGACUUGGCCGUGGCUCACCCAGCACGUCAAUUGGCUGCUCAUGGAGGAGGACUAUCUUGAGAAGCAGGAGUUUGCGCUGGUUCAUCAGUUUGAGGAUGGGUCUGUUUUGUGGCCGGAUGGGUCACGUCGUCAUCGCUUUAUUGCGUUGCCUCCUAUCACCGAGGAGGAUUUUACAUCAACUGAUGGGAAAUAG
Molecule: messenger RNA, 1014 nt
Organism: Penicillium alfredii
Lineage: Eukaryota; Fungi; Ascomycota; Eurotiomycetes; Eurotiales; Aspergillaceae
Exons: 1
Coding region: 1-1014 (337 amino acids)
Source: RefSeq, a predicted model, not a curated record